AACACAUCUGAUAAAGAAAAGGCCAUCAAUGACUGGCUUCCCAUCUCUUCUUCUCGGAAUGCCAAAUGGUGGUAUUCCGCCUUCCACAAUGUCACUGCUAUGGUUGGUGCUGGUGUUCUCAGCCUUCCCUAUGCCAUGGCCGAGCUUGGAUGGGGUCCUGGUGUGGUUAUUCUUAUUUUAUCCUGGGUGAUCACUCUGUACACUCUAUGGCAAAUGGUUGAGAUGCAUGAAAUGGUCCCGGGGAAGCGAUUCGACAGGUACCAUGAGUUGGGUCAGCAUGCUUUUGGUGAAAAGCUUGGCCUAUGGAUUGUUGUUCCACAGCAACUGAUAGUGGAAGUUGGUCUGGGCAUAGUAUAUAUGGUCACAGGAGGGAAAUCACUGAAGAAGUUCCAUGACACUGUGAGCCCCAACGCCCCAAACAUCAGGCUCACCUACUUUAUCAUGAUCUUUGGCUCUUGUCACUUUAUUCUCUCUUUCCUUCCCAACUUGAACUCCAUCUCCGGUGUCUCCUUGGCUGCAGCUGUCAUGUCCUUGAGUUAUUCCACCAUUGCUUGGACAGCUUCAGUUCACAAGGGGGUUCAAAACGAUGUGAGCUAUGCCUACAUAGCCUCAACCUCAACAGGGAAAGUCUUUGGCUUCUUUAGUGCCCUUGGUGAUGUAGCUUUUGCCUAUGCUGGGCACAAUGUGGUCUUAGAGAUCCAGGCAACAAUUCCCUCUACACCUGAAAAGCCUUCAAAGAAGCCUAUGUGGAGGGGUGUGAUCGUCGCCUAUAUCGUUGUUGCCAUUUGUUACUUCCCUGUUGCACUUGUUGGGUACUAUGUUUUUGGCAAUAGUGUGAAAGACAACAUUCUUAUCUCACUAGAUAAACCCAGGUGGUUGAUUGCUAUGGCUAACAUGUUUGUUGUCAUUCAUGUUAUUGGGAGUUAUCAGAUUUAUGCAAUGCCAGUGUUUGACAUGAUGGAAACUGUGUUGGUGAAGAAGUUGCAUUUCACUCCUUGCUUUAGACUUCGCUUCUUUUCAAGGACAACAUAUGUUGCAUUUACUAUGUUCGCUGCUAUGUCCUUCCCAUUCUUUGGUGGGCUUCUUGGGUUCUUUGGAGGCUUUGCUUUUGCACCUACAACUUACUUUCUCCCUUGCGUCAUGUGGCUUGCAAUCUACAAGCCAAGAAAAUUCAGCUUAUCUUGGUUCGCAAAUUGGAUCUGCAUCAUACUGGGAAUUAUGUUGAUGGUUGUAGCACCCAUUGGUGCACUUAGGCAGAUUAUCCUUGAUGCCAAGACCUACCAGUUCUACUCAUAGAUCAUCUCGGCACAAGAUGUGGUUAUUUAUAGAGGAACCAACAAAGAAGAAGAAGAAGAAGAAGAUGCAAGUGAUGAACAGGCCUCACCUGGCUGAGAAACGUUAGUCUUUGUA
Messenger RNA from Telopea speciosissima, 1410 nucleotides. Its product is annotated as lysine histidine transporter 1-like. Bases 100 to 1296 code for a protein of 398 amino acids. The record is from RefSeq and is a predicted model, not a curated record. Gene Ontology annotation, cellular component: plasma membrane. The transcript has 7 exons. NCBI's taxonomy places the organism in Eukaryota, Viridiplantae, Streptophyta, Magnoliopsida, Proteales, Proteaceae.